AUGAUAAUCUCCGGGCGGAACAAUGGUGAGGUGAAGAGCGUAGGUGCGGCCGCCGGACCCUCAGUAUUUGUUGACAAACCGGCAACGCUAUACAGCCGUGAGUGACGCUAGUGUUGCCCCCACGCAGGACUCGGCUCCUCUCUCUCUCUUUCUCUCUCUGUCUGUCUGUCGGGCAAAAGUGACUGUGGAUGGUAGUUUCUCGUCGCAUGGCCGCGGAGUGGGUGUAGUGAGGACAGUGAGUGGGGUGCGGCGGCGCGCGGCUCAGGACAAGUCUAGAAUGCUGCUGAUGGAGAAGAUGUUGCCUCACCUUGGCUAUGUGCAACCCGCCUUCCACGUGCUGAGCCAGCUUGCCAGGCCCGUCCCUCUGCCGCUGGGACAGCAGCUGCCUCCGCUGCCCAGCCUCAACCACUUCGGCAGCCACAAUGGCAUCAAGAUGGGCGGAAUGCCGCCCGCCACCCACGAGGGCGGCCCGCACCCGCUCGCCUUCUCCGUGCUGGGUCGCGGCGGCGGCGGCGGCGGCUUCCUGGAGCGGGCGGGAGGAGACCCCAACGGCGGGCUGCCGGCCGGCCUCCCAUCGCCCUACGAUCGAGACGACGACAAAGAUCUCGACGACGCUGACGGCGACGCGGCGGCGAAGCGGCGGCGGUCGCGCACCAACUUCAACUCGUGGCAGCUGGAGGAGCUGGAGCGCGCGUUCGAGGCGUCGCACUACCCCGACGUGUUCAUGCGGGAGGCGCUGGCCAUGCGCCUCGGACUCACGGAGAGCAGGGUCGCCGUGUGGUUCCAGAACCGGCGCGCGAAGUGGCGCAAGAAGGAGCACACGCGGAAGGGCCCGGGCCGCCCCGCCCACAACGCCCACCCGCAGACGUGCUCGGGCGAGCCCAUCCCGCCCGAGGAGCUGGAGCGCCGCGAGCGCCUCCGCCGCGAGAAGAAGCUGCUCAAGCAGCUGGAGCGGCAGCAGCGCAAGCUGGCGCUCAAGGGCGUGCACGUCAGCCUCGAGCAGCUGCGCCGCGAGUACGAGUCGCAGCACAAGCCGGAGCCCGAGAUCGACGUGGUGGGCGACGCCGACGACUCGGACGACACGCGCGACUACGCCGACGAAGGCCCCGGCGGCGACUCGUCCUCGUCCUCGCGCGAGCCGCCCGCCUCCACGCCCACGCCCGCGUCGCCCAAGAGCCCGCCCACCACCACCACGGCCGCCACGCCGCCGCCCAAGCGCCCGCGCCCUUCCACCUUCUCCAUCGCGUCGCUGCUGUCGCUGUCGGAGCCGGCGGGCGAGGGCGCGGCGCCCCCGCCCGCCCCGCCGCCGCACGACCCGCCCGCCAGCCCGCUCUCCCACGCCCCCGCGGCCGCCCUCGGGCCGCGCGACGCCGCCUCGCCCUCCGCCCACGCCGCCCACGCCUCGCCCGCCCACGCCGCCUCCCCGUCCAUGGCGCUCGGGGGGGCGGCCUCCCCCUCCCCGCGGGACGGCGACGGGGGCCGCGCCCACCUCCUGCCGGCGCUCUCGCUGCCCGCCUCCAUCAGCGUCAGCGUCCGGAGACCCACGCCGCUGCCCUCGCCCGACGGGCGCUAG
Molecule: messenger RNA, 1573 nt
Organism: Penaeus monodon (black tiger shrimp)
Lineage: Eukaryota; Metazoa; Arthropoda; Malacostraca; Decapoda; Penaeidae
Gene: OdsH
Product: homeobox protein unc-4 homolog
Exons: 3
Coding region: 278-1573 (431 amino acids)
Biological process (GO): regulation of DNA-templated transcription
Molecular function (GO): DNA-binding transcription factor activity, RNA polymerase II-specific; sequence-specific double-stranded DNA binding
Source: RefSeq, a predicted model, not a curated record